AGAGGAGCAAGGGCGCCGAGGUGAGCAGAGCCCGGCAGGCAGGCAGGCAGGCGCGCAGCCGGCCGGCCGUGGCCCUUCUGCGAACGCCCGUCACCGUAUUCACAACCCUGCCUCUUGGCCGGGUUGGCUGGGGCUGCCCGGAGGCCGCGGCCGGGCAGCUGUUGCGCUGAGAGGGGGCAGCUGCGGAGUUCCAUAACCAUAGCAACCGCAUCAGCACCACGGCGGCGGCGGCGGCGGCGGCGGCGAAAGCAGCACCCUCUCGCUCCUCCUCCAGGCAGCCGCGCCGCCCCCCCUCCCCCGGGACCUGAGUGAGACCCAGCUCUCAGGUGCCCGGACUCCGCGGUCCGCCCACCGCCGCUGCAAGUGUCGGCGGCUGGAGACGGUGACAAGAGGUGACAAGACGAGCACGAGGGACCCAGGAGCAGUGGCCUGAGGAGUGACAGAAGGGAGCCCUGCAGUGGGAGACAGGUAAUGAACCAACAAGAUCAUGUCUGAAGUGCAAGGAACGGUUGAGUUUUCUGUAGAACUACAUAAAUUUUAUAAUGUGGAUCUCUUUCAGAGAGGGUAUUACCAGAUCCGAGUGACCUUGAAGGUGUCCUCAAGGAUCCCCCACAGACUGAGCGCCUCGGUUGUCGGGCAGACAGACAGCAGCAGCCUGCAUUCGGCCUGCGUCCACGACAGCACCGUGCACAGCCGGACUUUGCAGAUCUUAUACAGGAACGAAGAGGUACCCGUCAGGGAUGCCGCCAUCUUCCAGGCACAUUUGCUCUUAGAUGGCGAAAGGGUGGAAGAGGCUCUAAGUGAAGUCGAUUUUCAGCUCAAGGUGGACCUGCAUUUUACGGACAGUAAACAGCAGCUGAGGGACGUGGCGGGGGCCCCCGUGGUCAGCAGUCGCACGCUAGGCCUGCACUUCCACCCACGCAGAGGCCUGCAUCACCACGUCCCGGUCAUGUUCGACUAUUUCCACCUAUCGGUGAUCUCGCUGACCGUCCACGCGGCUUUGGUGGCUCUGCAGCAGCCCCUGAUCAGUUUUACUCGUCCAGGAAGAGGCUCCUGGCUCGGGAAGGGUGGCUCAGAUACAGGAUCAGAACAGUCAAGCCUUUCUCUGGAAAACCUGGUCUUUGGAGCUGGAUACUGCAAACCGACUUCCUCGGAGGGGAGUUUCUACGCCCCCUCGGAGCACUGCAUGCAGCAUGCUUACAAGUGUCACCGGGAGCUGUGCUUCCUGCUACUACACGCCUACCGGGGACUCCGCGCCUACUUCCUGCUCAUCAUGAGGGACGUCCCGGAGCUGCCACACAUGGAGCUGGAGUCCCUUGCUGUUGAAGAAACGCUGUCUCAGCUGUGCUCAGAGCUCCAGAUGUUGAACCAUCCAGAGAAGAUAGCCGAGCAGAUAAGCAAGGACCUCGCCUGGCUCGCCUCCCACCUGAUGGCUCUCUGGACCCAGUUCCUGGACACGGUGACUCUGCACUCCCAAGUGACCUCUUACCUCACACACGAGCACCACACUUUGCGGGUCCGAAGGUUUUCCGAGGCCUUCUUUUACAUGGAGCACCAAAAACUCGCGGUCCUGAGCUUUCAGGAAAAUCUGAUACAGACCCACAGCCAGCUGUCUCUGGACGUCCGGGACUCGGAGUACCUCACCACCAUGCCCCCGCUGCCCGCAGAGUGCCUGGACAUCGACGGCGACUGGAGCACGCUGCCCGUUAUCUUUGAGGACAGAUAUGUGGACUCCCCUGCGACAGGACCUAAUUUGAGUGUUUACUCUAAUUUUGAUGUCCCAGCAACAAGUCCCACAAAAAUGAGUCUGGAAAACAGAGAAGAGAACCGUACCGUAAAUAGAAAAUCACCUUUAAGGGAACACCCUGUCUUGCCCACCGUGAAACCACCCCAAGUGGACUCUGACGAAGAGGUGAUGAGGUGUGCGGAGCCAGAUGAGAACGUAACCACACCACAUUACACGGACGUGUGUUCUGAAUCUCAGGUGUAUCUGACAAUUGGCGAAUCCCAGAGCAAAGAAGCUUUGCCUGAAGAGGAAUGUUGGCCUGGCCAAAGGUCUGAUGUCAGCACACAUUCCCUAGCAGCUGCGGAGCUUCCCAGGAGUCCGGACGCAGGGGAUAGCCAGGGCCCAGCACUCACCUACAUGGAUGUGAAGUCCGGCAAUGAGAGCCCCUGCAGAGCUGAACCCACAGGGACCCGUAGAGCUCAGCACGGGAGUCGGCGCUUUCGGGACAGCUGUGAUUUAGACAGAACUCUGCUAAGUGAAGGGGUGGCAGGCGGAAGUCGUCCCAUUGCCAUCUCUUCAGAGAAAACAGUGCCGCACGAGUUAAGAACUGGAGGGAAUGGAGCCGAUCAAGAGGGCAAGGUACUGCUCCUGGGUCUCAAGCUCCUCCCCCGUGAGCCCAGCGAUGCACUGAACUCUGCAUGGAAGGACUCCCUGGACGGCAGGGCUUCCUCCAAGGACCCCCCCACAGAGGAGCAGGAGGCAGUGUCGGUGGUCUCUGCGGAAAUCAAGCGGUCCUCUUCCCUCGUCUCUGAUUCCGGCAUCGAGAGUGAGCCCAGCUCCGUGGCCUGGUCCGAGGCCCGAAGCAGGGCCCUGGAGUUACCCAGCGACCGGGAAGCUUUGCACCAGCUGGUGCGAAGACAAACUCUGCACAGGAACUCCUUGGAGGGCGGACACACGGAGAGCAACACGAGCUGGCCAAGCGGGAUCCAGGCGUCCCUGACCUCCAUCAGCUCUUUGCCUUACGAGGAGGAGGAGCGGGAGCUGGCACUCACCAAACUGACCAAGUCCGUAUCUGCACCCCAGAUCAGCAGCCCAGAGGAGUCUGCGGCAGACGCGGAUGCCGGAUGGCAAGGGGGGCGUCUGGCGGAAGCUCCAGCUGUGCACGUGCAGAGCGUAGAGCCCUCAGGACGUGGUGGCUCCAGCACCCAGGACGCUGGGGUGGCUCAUCCUCUCAUGGAGGGGGCCUCAGGUGCUGACACCGAGCAGGGCCCUGGUUACAUGGACAUCCCCUUAGGGAACGAGAGCCCAUUUGACCCCCAAGGACCCUGCUGUCUUGAUGGCAGGACCGAGAACCCUCCAGAGGUUGAAACCAAAGGUCUUAAUUUAAAAAUGCCAUGUAUUGCAGCCCUUGGAAACCCGAGGGACAGAUCUUUUCCUAGGGCACGAAUGGAGCCCCCAAAGGGCAUGUCUGCAGACCUGAAGGUGGGGAAAGGAGUGCUUCCCAACAGCAGUGACUCAGAUGGUGAGAGGCCCCCUUGUCAUACGGUGUCUGGAUUGAGUUGUCCAUCCACUAUUGAUGCCCCCGACCUGGCUUCAGCAGGCGAGCGAAGCAGCUCACCUUGCACCAGUGAUGACAGAGUGUUGAGUGGAAGAGCAAGCCCCUUCCUGCAGGCUGGGCAUGAAGCGGGCACUGUGACACACGCCACUCACUCCCAAGUUUGGGGAGACCCAGAGCCACGGGCAGGCACUUCCAUCCUGGUUUCCCACCUGAGCCCCGCAGAGACCUUCACUCUGGACAGCCUGAAGGCCGUGGAGGUCGUCAACUUAUCUGUGUCUUGCACUGCCACAUGUCUGCCUUUCUCGUCUGUGCCCAAGGAGACCCCUGCCAGGGCUGCGUUCUCUUCCAAACAGACCUCUUUUCCCAUCACUCAUCAGCCUUUGGGUUCCUUUGGGGUUGUGUCUACUCAUGCCAGGAACUCGCAGGACGGAGUUGGCGAGAGGAUGUUUAGUUUUUAUCAGGCCAAAGAAAAAUUUAAAAAAGACCUGAAGAUUGAUGGAUUUCUGUACAGUGACUUGUCCCUACUAGCUUCUGAUAUCCCAUAUUUCCCACCAGAGGAAGAGGAAGAAAAUUUAGAAGAUGGGAUUCACCUGGUAGUCUGUGUCCAUGGCCUGGAUGGGAACAGUGCAGAUCUCCGGCUGGUAAAGACUUUCAUAGAACUGGGGCUUCCUGGAGGCAAACUGGACUUCCUGAUGUCGGAAAAGAACCAGAUGGACACGUUCGCAGACUUUGACACGAUGACGGAUCGGUUAUUGGAUGAAAUCAUUCAGCACAUCCAGCUGUACAACCUGUCCAUAUCCCGAAUCAGCUUUGUUGGCCACUCCCUCGGCAACAUCAUCAUCCGCUCGGUCCUGACGCGGCCCCGGUUCCGCUAUUACCUCAACAAACUGCACACGUUCCUGUCGCUGUCCGGGCCUCACCUGGGGACCCUGUACAACAACAGCACCCUGGUUAGUACAGGCUUGUGGCUCAUGCAGAAGCUGAAGAAGUCGGGGUCCCUCCUGCAGCUGACCUUCAGGGAUAACGCCGAUCUGCGCAAGUGUUUUCUCUACCAGCUCAGCCAAAAGACAGGUCUGCAGUAUUUUAAAAACGUCGUGCUGGUGGCUUCUCCCCAAGACCGCUAUGUACCAUUUCAUUCAGCCAGGAUCGAAAUGUGCAGAACUGCCCUCAAAGACAGACACACGGGGCCCGUCUACGCCGAAAUGGUCAACAACCUUCUCAGGCCCCUGGUCGAAGCCAAGGGCUGCUCUCUGAUCCGACACAACGUGUUCCACGCGCUGCCCAACACCGCCAACACCCUCAUUGGCCGGGCAGCUCACAUCGCCGUGCUGGACUCGGAACUCUUCCUGGAGAAGUUUUUCCUGGUGGCGGGACUCAACUACUUCAAGUAGUGGCCUGGACGGAGCCGGCGAUGGGAAGCUCGCUCGGAACACUGACGACCCAGGAGCGUUGGAGCUGAGACAUCCUUUGGUAGACGGCUGCCGUUCCAGGCUGGAGCCCAGAGGGGUGGAGGGCGGGGUGGGACCAGACACUCGAGGUGCUUCCAUUUCGCAGAUUUGGGAAAGCUGAACCCGUCGUGUCACACACAACAGACUUUGCCUGAACCUGUCCAGCCACCUGGAGUCUCAUUCAAGAUGCUUUGUAGGGAAACUAGGCGAAAAUAAAGAAAUGGUACUUGGAGUGGGUGAGCCCCUCAUUUUAACCACCGCUGGCUCACGGUUUCACUAGAUGUGUCCAGUAUGUUACUAGCUCAUAGCUUUAUCAGUUUCAAUUAAAUUAAGUGCACACAAGCAUUUCAGAACUCAGGUUAACCUCUGUGCAGAGUGAACACAUUUGUGUAAAUAUGACCCUUAAUAGAUUCAAUGUGCCACUUGUUCAAGAAAAUAUGACGCCCAUGCUCUCACUCUCUCCUCCUGUUUUCUGGACAAGGGGCAAAGGGAUACUUUGUAAACUCCACUUUUAUUUCGUAACAGCAGGGGGUGGGUGAUGUAAGGUAUGUCGGGGCAUAGAGGUGAUGCUGUUGGUGCAAGUUUGUUACAAAAAACAAAUAACUAGAAGAAGAACAUGGAGAAUCAGUCGGGCCACCCACUUCUCCAGACUUUUUCUAUGCAUAACCUUGGUCCAUCAUUUAUUUGGGGGAUUGCUUAAAUCUCUGUCUGUGGUAGGGAAAGCUGAGUUAGACUAAAGCUAACAGAAGGGGGCCCUGAGAUUAAUGCACACGUGUGUGAAGCUCCUGCUGGUAUACUUCCAAAGAAAUGUUGUGUUAGCAUUUGACGCAAUUGCAAAAAAUUAAAACCAUUAAUGCGGCCAGCUGCCGCUCCUCUCUGUGGAAGGAGAAAAACAUCUCAGUGGAGGAGUGCUGGAUUAAAAACCUCAGGGGAGCUCUAAGAAGGGUGCUGGUUAUCUUUCAAUAGAAAAGUCUUCUUGCCUUAGGAAAAUAAAGGGCUAGGAAAGGCCACCAUUGAUAAAAAUCAAGAGUGAAGGUCAGAGAGGAGAACAUUAGCCAAAUGGAAGACUCAAAUGUUAUUGGUUUGCGGCUUCUGGGGAAGUUUGGAAACUUACCAGGAUGUUUAAUGUGGUUCCAGAGACUGAGUACGCGCUAUGGGUUAAAAGAAGCCUAGAGAUUCUCUUAGUUGUGUUGAAGGAACCCAUCAACCAGGACGGUAGGGAUGAUAAUACGGGGGACCCGUCUUCUGGACGUGAAAGCUCCUGCUUCUGCACACAUCCCUUCUAAAGUGUGGAAACUCAGCUGGGACCAGACUCCUGGUCCCGGCACCUGGACCAGGACCCUAGGUCGCCGACACCAUGGUAACAAAACCAAGUAAAUGCUGGCUUAUCUGAGAAUUUCAGUUCUUUGCCUAUGAACGAUGUGGCUUUGGAAAACAAAUCAGGCCAUGAGAAACAUGUCCAGAUCGGUACCUUUGCAGGAGAACACAACUGUGGAUUUCUUAAGACAGAAAAAGGGGGCGGGGGGCCGGACAUUCUGCAACGGCAUACUUCCACACAACAGUUUAGGAUUUCUCUGUGGGUCUUCCUCGCACUUUCAUUGCGUCCUACUCUUAGCAUGUGGGGGAUCAGGAAGCCCUCUGGCCACUUUCCCACUGGGUAUUUUUCCCAGUCCCCAGUGGGCAUAGACUAUGUCACUCAUGAACAGCGCCAAUCCGCUGUGGAACCCAGGAGGAAUUUGGUCCCUGCGGUGCAGCCUGCGAUGUGUGUUUCCUGGCAAGUGGCCAGGCUCAGUGCCCAUGCUGGAGUUUGUAGCGACUUCUCCUUCCUGGCCCAGUGAGGAGCCCUGCCCCUUUGAUGAAUGCGUUUCGUUUUGUGUUUCCACUUCCCAUCAGCAAAGUUUGUCAUUCCCUGGUCAUUGGAGAGACCAUGUAGCCAGCGGUUAUGGAGCCAGGGUGAGUCCGAUGACCAUUGUCUUUUCCAAAAGCCAGAUGCCAUUUUUAACUUCAAUAUGCUGUCUGGACAUAGUGAGAACUCAUGGCAAUAAACGUCCAGCUGCAUGGUGCACCUCUCGUUUUUAUAGGGGUGCGCUGCUGUCUUUGUAACCCUCUCUGGCCUCUGAGCUUCUAUUAUAAUUGUGUAGAAAGGGCAUCUCUGUAUUGUAAAUAAGAGUGUCAGGUGUUGCAUUAUCAUGCCUCAUUUGAAAAG
Messenger RNA from Rhinolophus ferrumequinum (greater horseshoe bat), 6938 nucleotides. RefSeq names its product family with sequence similarity 135 member B (gene FAM135B). The coding region runs from base 488 to 4675 and encodes 1395 amino acids. The transcript has 20 exons. The record is from RefSeq and is a predicted model, not a curated record. NCBI's taxonomy places the organism in Eukaryota, Metazoa, Chordata, Mammalia, Chiroptera, Rhinolophidae.